Messenger RNA from Danaus plexippus (monarch butterfly), 851 nucleotides. RefSeq lists its product as uncharacterized. Gene Ontology annotation, cellular component: extracellular region. Gene Ontology annotation, molecular function: chitin binding. The coding region runs from base 57 to 809 and encodes 250 amino acids. The record is from RefSeq and is a predicted model, not a curated record. The transcript is spliced from 2 exons. NCBI's taxonomy places the organism in Eukaryota, Metazoa, Arthropoda, Insecta, Lepidoptera, Nymphalidae.
GAACUCAGUCGCUCUCCGUCCAUAGUAACGAAUGUAUUUGUAUCCUCUGUGUAAAAAUGUCGAAGAAUCGUUACCGUAUUCUUUUUAUGUGUAUAACAAUAUUAAGAACGGUGUCCGCGUUCUAUUACACAAACAUGGAUUGCGGUCCAUACGGGUUUGUCUGCGAGAGCGCGUCUAAAUUAAAAUUGUGUGACGGUCGAAAUUUAUUCGGACCAGGCUUCAUCUGUCCAGCGAACACGAUAUGUAACGAGGAAUCUAGCGAUGUUUGUGAGGACACUAUGAAUUAUGUGGAUUCGCCUUUAACACGAACAAUUCGAUGCCAUCGAAGCGAAAGAAUCGCUGAUCCCAGCGUACCGGACUGCAAGGGAUACAUCCUUUGUAUUCCAAACAAAAAUCGCUUCCAGGGGAUAAAGUUUAAAUGUUCUGGUAACACCGUUUUCAGUGGAUACACUCGUACGUGUACUACAGCUGACAGAUACAAAUGUCCACUUCACAGUACGACGAAGACGCCACCCCAGAUUUAUAACAAUGGGAUCCGGGAGGGUGCAACCAGUGUCGGUUCUAACGGACAAACGCAAGUGAACGGUCACAGGGCAAUUGAUUGUAAAAGUUAUAAAUUCACGCUUACACAAGACACUCACCCGGUGAAAGCUACUUAUUUUUGCCCUUCGAGACCCGUGAACGGAGAAUCGUCCAUAAGAUGUACAGUUUUCUCAAACCAUUUCUGCAUCACAUUGGAAAGAGAUCACGAAGACCAAUUCAUUGAGAACGCCGGAGUAGCGUAUCGGAAACCUCGUACAUACAUUUAACAAGAAAAUAUUGUGUAACUUAUUUCUCCAAGACUGAAUAAA